Fusarium verticillioides 7600 is the source of this 822-nucleotide messenger RNA. RefSeq lists its product as hypothetical. The transcript is spliced from 3 exons. Gene Ontology annotation, molecular function: methyltransferase activity. The record is from RefSeq and is a predicted model, not a curated record. NCBI's taxonomy places the organism in Eukaryota, Fungi, Ascomycota, Sordariomycetes, Hypocreales, Nectriaceae. The coding region runs from base 1 to 822 and encodes 273 amino acids.
AUGAGAUUUGGGAUUACGAUUCUUCUGCAGGAGCCGGUAGCAACAAGCUAUUUAAGCGGUUCACGAAAGACUAUUACUCUUGCUGACUAUGGGUCCUCUGAGGGAAAGAAGAAAGAAUACGAUCCGCCUUCUUGCCAACUAUAUUUCUGCCUUGCCGGGCUUUCGUCUGCAACUCUCGUAUUCAACGAUACACCAUUUAAUGACUUUUCCAGCCUCACCGGGACCAUCAAGAACAACUGGUCAUCGCUCUCACAGGAUGUUAGACUAUCCAUCAGUCCCUUGAUGGUCACUCUAUCCAUUUUUGGACAAGUCCUGCCUGAUAAUUUCGUUGAUGCAGGGUUUUCCUUCACGGCGCUUCAUUGGCUACAGCACAUGCCAUCUUCAUGGGAUACAUCAGACCUAGCUAGGAAUGCCCACGAAAAUCUGGUGUCUUUCUUGUCCGCUCGCCAUAGGGAGAUUCGACCCAACGACACCUUGACACUCUGCAUUCCCUGUCAUGGAGAGAUCGGGGUUGACCCUGCGGUUGCGUGUCUACAGGCUAGCAUUCGCAACCUCGCAAGCACCUAUUAUCUGGAUCCGUCAGUCACAGUACACUUACCGCUGUACUUCCGGACCAUGGAAGAGAUAUUAUUGUCCAUCAAUGCUGAACAAGGAAAAUGGGAGGUUAAAUCUCAUGUGGCAGUCCCAAUCAUGCACCCUUCAUGGUCUUCAGCCGUUUCAGACAAAGAAGGUGCUAAUAUGUCAGCCAGAGUCAGGUAUGCCGCUGGUAUUACUGGUUUUACAACUGCCGCAUGCUCCCGGUUCUUGACUCCCGGUUCUUGA